Messenger RNA from Tachyglossus aculeatus (Australian echidna), 1936 nucleotides. RefSeq names its product transmembrane protein 100 (gene TMEM100). The coding region runs from base 382 to 783 and encodes 133 amino acids. The transcript has 3 exons. NCBI's taxonomy places the organism in Eukaryota, Metazoa, Chordata, Mammalia, Monotremata, Tachyglossidae. Gene Ontology annotation, biological process: cellular response to BMP stimulus. The record is from RefSeq and is a predicted model, not a curated record.
GCUGACUUCAGCUCCGAUUCCAGGCUGAGGGAAGGAGCGGAUGCCUUCUUGGAGGAGGAAGCCUGGCUUUAGUACCCAGGAUGCCGGAGGCGGUUGGAGUGGCGAUGGCAUUUAUCGAGCCCCAGCCGAGAGCCAUACGCACGGUGUGGCAUGGCGUGGCAUGUGGUGAUCCGGCUGCGGAAGCCGACCCGCUUGGUCAACAGCAGGGGCCUUGUGACAGAACUUCCCUCAGACUGACAGAGGAAGGUUUGCAUCCACUGUGGCCCAACAACUGAGCCAAGUGACACCUGUUCCCGUGGAUUCUGUCUUCCCUGCUUUCCCACAUGGUUUACAAGCAGAUCCCCAGCCUCUGAGCUUAGGGAGGAGACGGCCAAUUGCAGAAUGACCACGGAACCCAUUAAGGAGAUCGGAGGGGCGCCCAAGGGCCCCGAGCCCAUCGCGAUGGAGAAGAGUCUCAGCGAGGGGCCUGUCACCUCGGUGCCCCUGGUAAGUGAGAUCCAGCUGACUGCUGCCACGGGGGGAGCCGAGCUCUCUUGCUACCGCUGCACCAUUCCCUUCGGCGUCGUCAUCUUCAUCGCUGGGGUGGUGGUCACUGCCGUAGCUUACAGCUUCAACUCCCACGGCUCCAUCAUCUCGGUCUUUGGACUGCUCCUCCUGUCCUCGGGUGUCCUGCUCUUGGCCUCCAGUGCCUUGUGCUGGAAGAUCAGGCAGAGGCACAAGAAGGGCAAGAGGCGGGAGAGCCAGACGGCUCUCGUGGUCAACCAGAGGAGCCUCUUUGCCUAGGGAUGCCUCAGUCUCUGGGGUCCCCUCUUUCGACUCACCUGAACCCGCGUAGGGGGAAGUGGAUGGUCCAGGAUAGGAAUUACCCUGAGGAGGAUGGAGAGACGCUCUUUGGAUUGUCUCGUGCCUCUAAUGACAAGAAGGGCCAGUGUUCAUGAAGACUGGAAAUAUCAUCUCUCCGCCCUGUCCCUGAAGGGCAGAGAAGGAGCUGGCGCUGAGCUAGUGUCCGAGGCCGGACGUCCCCGAUGACCGACGCAGAGAUCCAGCUUUGCUGACCAUCAUCCCCACGGCAAGGUUGGACCUGGUGAGAUGUUGGAAUCAGCUUUAAGAGUCGAAGACACCUCUGACUUCCCACACGUUUCCUGGAAAAGCUCUGAUUUUCCUGAAACUCGCUUAAUAUUUACAGGUCUCUGCCCGUGUUUCUCUUCCAAUAAAUUAUCAUCGCUGGUACUUUUCCUCAAACACUAAACUUGGCUGCCGGAAAGAAGGAGGUAGCCAUCUGCUAGAAUCCAGUGUGGUGGAAGUUGUUGAGGCCUGAGCAUGGGCAGGAAACCUCCUUUUUGUAAAUUAAUUUUAAUGUGAUCCCGUCUAGCACUUUCAAUUUUUAUAUAAAAAAUUUAAAAAAUGUACACUUCAUUUAAAAUAAUAAAUACUCCGUGCUGCUAGAUCCCCUGAAAUGAUUUUCCAUGGUCUUCAUGGGCCAUUCACUGGAGUUUAAGUAGCUCCUUUCCCUGUUCACCCUAUAACAUGCUCAGAUUGUUUGUGGUGCAACUGAUUUCCUCUCUCUCCUGUCGGUGAAAUUUCCGUUGUAUCCUUCGUGUUAGAUGAGGGUGGAGGGGAACCAGCCGCCUUUCUCACACACAGGGGUUUUUGGUGAUUGUAAGUGCUGUAUCCAUCAGUCGAUCAGUGGCUUUUAUUGAGCCCUGGAGAGAGUCCAAUAGAUUGUUAGACAUGAUCCCCACCCUCACAGUGCUUACUAUGAGGUACGACUGGAAGUCGGAGGCAUGGAAAACCUGCCGCGUUAAAUUUUGAACUGGGGGAAGUGUGUUAGGUUGUUUUGGUCACCAGGGGGCGGAGGUGUGAUUGUGGUGCAAGGCAUUGGCUUGGACGUUGAGGAAAGUGGGACCACCAUAUUCUUCUCCUCCUCCUCCUCCUC